ACUGCAGCAUCAGCACAGUACCAAAGUGCGCAGACGGCACCACACCACACCAGGCUAGAGCAGACCGGACCAGACCAGGCCAAGCGGCAACAGAGCCGCUUGAGGACUCGACGGAGGAAAGAAACAUCGUUGCGAAGGCUGUCAUCCUCCUCGUUUGACUCCACGUGGAGGCCCGGCCCAGCCCAGCCCAGGUUGAGCUGAAUCAUUUCCAAUCCAGACGCACUGCCGGCGCUCUGUAAGAAAGAAGACCAGCGUGAGGGACGCAAAGACUCGCCAAAGCAGCGGGCCCCCAGUUGCGUGCACGUGUGAGCGAGGCCUCGGACGGGACGGCGAGCAAUGGCUCCCCGACAGCAGGUGGGCAGUAGGAGGCGGAGCUCUGGCUUCCUCCUCCUCCCCAUCCUCCUCUCCUUCGCGGUCCAGCCCAGCCGAGCAACCAUCCACUUUCCCUCCAACUUCAAGAAGCCUCCUGUUAUCACCACACAGCCCGAGUCUGUCACCGUCUUCAGCGUGGAAGAUCUCGUCAUGAUUUGCAAAGCUUCUGGAAACCCACCGCCCAUAUUCCGAUGGACGAAGGAUGGCGAGGAUUUCGACCCGGGCGCUGACCCGGAGCUGGAGGUGACGGAGCGCUUGGGUUCGUUUGCCUUCUACACCCUCAGCAACACGGUGGACUCCCUGAAGCAGUACCAGGGCAAAUACGUGUGCUACGCUUCCAACGAGCUCGGCACGGCCGUCUCCGACGAGGCCACACUCAAAACUGAUGUCCCACCGUCUCAGCAGAAAGAUAAAAAAGUCCAUGUGAAAUCUGAAGAGGGAAGCAGUAUUGUUCUCAAGUGCAACCCCCCGCAGAGCUCCAUGGAGCCCAUCAUUCACUGGAUGGACUGGCAGCUGCGUCACAUCCAACUGAGCGAGCGGGUGGUCGUGGGCAAGGAUGGUAACCUCUACUUUGCCCACCUGAAAACCACGGACAGCAGGAACGACUACACCUGCAAUGUCCAGUAUCUCGCAACUCGCACUAUCCUGGCAAAGGAACCUGUCACGCUGACCGUCAACCCCUCCAACUCAGUGGUGCGGAACCGAAGACCCCACAUGAUGAGACCUACUGGAAGCCACACCACUUACCAUGCACUCAGGGGCCAGACCAUCGAACUGGAGUGCAUCGUCCAAGGCUAUCCAACUCCAAAACUAUCAUGGGUCAGGAAGGACGGCGAGAUGUCCGAAUCCCGGACUUCCAAAGAAAUGUUCGACCGCCGUCUGCGCUUCGGCAAUAUCUCCGAGAGCGACGCCGGCGAGUACCAGUGUCUUGCUGAGAAUUCCCAAGGGAAGCUCGUACACACUUACACCCUGACGGUGGAAGCCGCUCCUUACUGGACCAAAGAAACGGCCAGUAUGUUAUACGCUCCCGGUGAGAACGUCAGACUCGACUGCCAGGCGGAGGGCAUCCCUACUCCAAUCAUCACUUGGACCAUCAACGGAAUCCCGCUCUCAUCGACUGACAAAGACUCCAGACGCACUGUGACGCCAAGCAGCUCUCUCGUCCUCAAGGACGUGAAUUUCGGAGACACUGCCAUCUACCAGUGCAAGGCCUCCAACAAGCACGGAGCUAUCCUGUCAAACAUCAACGUAUAUGUCAUUGAGCUGCCUCCACAAAUCCUGACCGAGGACGGCAACACGUACACGGUGACCGAAGGCCAGAAGGUUUUACUGGAGUGUGACAGCUUCGGAUCUCCUAAACCAAAAGUCACAUGGACCAGUGGCAGUGCCUCCUCCCUUCUGGCUGAUUCCAGAAUGAACCCUCUCACCACAGGGGGUCUGGAAAUCUUCAAUGUCACACAUGACGACGAGGGCUUCUACACGUGCUCGGUGCAGAACACCAAUCAGUCCAUCACUGCAGAGCUGGAGGUGCUCAACCGAACAGUGAUCCUGUCACCUCCGCAGGCUCUGAAGGUACAGCCUGGACAGACUGCCAUCUUCACCUGUCUCUCUCUUGUGGACCCCAAAUUGGCCUCUCCGCUUGUCCAGUGGAGAAAGAACGACCAGAAGCUGUUUGCAUCCGGCAAUGAUCUGAAAUACACAUUGGAAGGACCAGACUUGAUCAUCUCUGAUACCAAAGCUGACGACGAAGGCAACUACACGUGUCAGGUCAUCACAAAUCUGGACAUGGCCCAAGCGACCGGCACGCUCACUCUACACGAUCGUCCAGAUCCUCCUGGCCUUCUUCAACUUACGCAACCCAAAGGACGCGCAGUCAACCUCAGUUGGAUUCCUGGCUCUCAACACAACAGCCCCGUGAUAGAGUACGUGAUUGAGUUUGAGGAUCAGGUUUCAAACGAGCGAGGUUGGGAAGAGCUGAGCAGAAUACCGGGGGACAAGAACCACGCCAGUCUCUCUCUCUGGCCCUUCAUGUCGUACCGGUUCCGUGUCAUCGCCAUCAACGAGGUGGGCAAGAGUAAUCCCAGCAAGCCAUCUGAAAUCUACAACACAGCUGCUGAAGCACCAGACAAGAACCCCGAAGAUGUCAGAAGCGAGUCCACCGACCCAGAUACGCUCGUCAUCACCUGGGAGGAAAUGGACAAACGGGACUUUAACGGACCUGACUUCAAGUACCGCAUCCUGUGGAGGCGGGUGGUGGGCAGCGGGCCCGACUGGCACCCCCACUACACGACUGAACCCCCGUUAGUUAUCAGCAAGAUCGGCAACUUCUCCGCAUUUGAGAUCAAAGUACAGGCUGUCAAUGAAAAGGGGGAGGGGCCUGAGCCCGAUCCCGUCAUUGGCUACUCGGGCGAGAACAUUCCACUGGAGGCCCCCAUGAAUGUGGGCAUUGCCACCCUGAACAGCACCGCCAUCAGGGUGACCUGGGCCGCAAUCGACAGAGAGACAGUCAGAGGACACCUGCUGGGCUACAAGAUUCACUUGAGUCGAUUCGGCUCCCGGGGUCACCACAGAGCUCGAAGGGCAAGGGAGCUAUCGACCACUGUCAUUGUGGAGACCGGGGCCAACGAGGAGAGGAAGGUGAUCAGCAAUCUCCGACCGUACUCCCGCUACGGCUUGACCGUCAGCGUGUUCAACAGCAAAGGAGAUGGGCCGCCAUCGGAGAUGAUGUCCUUCGAGACCGAAGAAGGAGUUCCACAUCCGCCAACCUCUCUGGCGUUGGACAGUCCAUCCGAGACAGAAAUGACUUUGCGAUGGACACCGCCAAGUCAGCCCAACGGGAUUCUUAUUGGGUACCACUUGCAGUACCAACAAAUCGUGGAGAGUGACGACAGCCCGAUGCAGAUGGAGAAAAUCGACGAUCCCACAAUCAGCCACCUCACCCUGAAGGGCCUGGAUCGCCAUAGCCAUUACCGCUUCUACCUGAAGGGGCGCACUGCGGCUGGAGAUGGAGAAGCCAUCAUGAGGGAAGGUGCCACCACUCUGGAUGGAGUGCCUCCUAUGAACAUCAGCGUGUCUCCUGGAGAGAACUUUGUGAAUAUAAGCUGGGUGGCCAAGAAGCGCCACAGGAACGUUCCAUUCCAGAUCCAAUAUUUCAAGAAGAACGAUGCUGCUCGGAAGAAGACCGAGAGGGUGGACUCCUCGCAGUCCUUCUACCAGCUCCAGGGUCUAAGACCUGGUUCUCAUUACCAUCUGCACUUCACCCACAGCAACGUCACCUUCUUUCAGGCAGAAAUUGACACCGAGGGAACCGGUGUGACUGAGAUGCAGCCCAGCAUUGCGACCCAGGGAUGGUUCAUCGGCCUGGUCAGCGCCAUCGUCUUGCUACUGCUCAUACUGCUCAUCCUCUGCUUUGUCCGGAGGAACAAAGGGGGAAAGUAUUCAGUGAAAGACAAAGAGGAAGGCCCGAUGGACUCAGAAGCUCGACCAAUGAAGGACGAGACCUUUGGCGAGUACAGCGAUCUGGAGGAGAAGCGCACUGCCAGCCAGCCGUCUUUGUGCGAGGAGAGCAAGCUGUGCAGUCAGGACAACCUGAACUUCAACGGCAGCAGCGUGUUGACCACCGAGAUCAACCUGGAUGAGUCGCUGGCCAGUCAGUUCAGCCGGGGGCCCAGCGAGGGCCAAGAGGUGCCCGAUAACUCCCCGCUCAACGGCGGCGCCGCCGCCAACGGCCUGCCCAACCAAGCCACCAUCCUCGAUUGACCAUCCGCGGAGAACCGUCAAGACCAAAACAUGUCAACACAUACGUGCCCGUACGCUCCCAUUCCCCGUUGAGUAGUGUGACGACGCAAUCGACGUAACUGCUGCUGGUGUCGUCUGAUGGACUGGACUGUUUUGACCAAAGGCAUGUCCAAAAAAAGUAUUGGACCCAUGGGACAUAAAUCCGACUAACCCUGACAUGGAGGAAUCGGUGAUCCUUCUUCGUCUGUGUAAUGUAUAACGUAAAUGAUUAACUUUCAUCUAUCAUCUUGAUAUCUGACCUCAAAACCUCUUCAUAAAAUGGCAAAGAAGAAUGUGCAGAUGAAAUAAUAAUAAUAAUAAUCGAAGGGGGCUGCGAACAGAACAGCUGCAGACUGGAAGGGAAGCGUGAUGGGACGCAGCUGUCGUGCUACAUUUUCGUCAUUUAUUAUUUUUUAUAAUGAUUUUACACAAUGUAAGUGCCAGUGAUUUUUUUUUUUUUUUUUGGGAUAAUUUUGUAUUCCAUUUUUAUGAGCUAAUCCCGUUUAUACGUCUAUAUUAGUCGUGCUCCGAUUGACCGGCCGGAAAAGCCCGUGAUCGGCAUACGGUAUGUCAAUCAAUGCCUUUCAACGAUAAAUCAACCUGCGUACAGUGCGGCGUCCCCUCCCCCUUUACCGACCAAACUCGUAAAAUAUGUUUGUGCGUUUUCUGCACUGGUAAUUUGAAAUAAUGUCGUGUUUUUGUAUGAGAAAAGAAUGAAAAUGUUGAUAUUUUUUUCCCCCUGAUUCAUCAUUUAAUUGAAAUAUAAUUGAUAGAAAAUAAUCGUUAGUGAGCAACUCUAAAAUUGCAAAAAAUGUGCAGCUAAUCAAUGUCAAUCGGUAUCGGAUUAUUAUAUAUAUAUAUAUAUAUAUAUAUAUAUAUAUAUAUAUAUAUAUAUAUAUAUAUAUAUAUAUAUAUAUAUAUAUAUAUAUAUAUAUAUAUAUAUAUAUAUAUAUAUCCUUAUGGACAUAUUUCACGGAUUUGAGAUAAUUUGUCGGAGCGCGUUGAAGUUACGAUUUCAUAUAGUUUCAUAUCAUGACUAACUAACACACUAACAAUGCAUAAAGAGGAACUUGCUGUGAAAACGCUGACUAGCAUCUGGUGUAUAUAUUUGCAUCGACAUGUAAUCUAUUUAGCCAUAUUCCAGUAUUCUAGCUCCUGGUCCUUUACGCGUUCCUGUGCCUGCUAGGUUUUGCAUUGAGCACCUGAUUGAUGUCAUGACUCCAUCAUCAAGUGGAAUGUUGUGAUGGGAGAUGAGCUUGUAAAUUUUGUGUCAAGAUUUGUGUUGCUUUCUGUCUGUUGUCUUUGUCUCUUUCUACACUGUCACGCUCCGUGUUUUGUUUGAGAGGUGCAGCGCAGCAGCGCUUGCCGAUGAAAGGGGCGGAGUCUUGCGGGUAAACGCCAUACAAUCAAUCAUGCAGUUUAAGAUUGGUGAACUGACUGGCAAUCUGCAGAUAAUCAAGGCAAGUAGGUGGUGUGGAAAUCACAUCUCGAGAAUGUAUUUUUUUAAAUUACAUUUCAGGCCAUCAAUUACUCAUACCCUGAUGACAUUUUGAAUAGAAUUUGGUGAAUUUUGAAAAUGCCACGUCAAGUGUCCCAAAAAAAGUGCGUUAAAAAAGAAUAAUUCUUAAAAAAAAAAAAAAAAAAAAUCAUUUUUAAUGUUUUUACAAAAAUCCCCAAUAAUUAAUGCUUUUUUUUUUCAAUGCAGGGCCUUGUUCCAACUUGAUAGAUUCAUAGUGGUCGGGCAUAUAUAUAAUUAAAAAUAAAAUCUAAAAAUAGAAUAAAAUUACAAAUAAAUAAAAUCUAAAUUUAACAAAACAGUAAUGUACUUCAAAAUUUUGCCAGGGUAUGAAUAACCGUGGGUGCAACGUAGCUCGGCUACGAUGGCUGCAGGAGAUUAUUGCAGGAUCUUAAAAUGUAAAUACAGUCCAUCCCUGAAAAGAACCCCAACCACAACCGCUUGAAAAUCUGCAGGUUUAAAAUUUCUUAGCAUCAUCUUAAAGCAAAACUGUCACUGUUCUUUGUAUCGUUGCUUUUGUUAUUGCCAUAUUAUUGUCGUAAAAAUUUGGCUGUUCUGCAAAUUAAAAGAAGGUCAAAUAAAAAAGGGGAAAAGUCUGUA
Molecule: messenger RNA, 6265 nt
Organism: Syngnathus typhle (broad-nosed pipefish)
Lineage: Eukaryota; Metazoa; Chordata; Actinopteri; Syngnathiformes; Syngnathidae
Gene: l1cama
Product: L1 cell adhesion molecule, paralog a
Exons: 28
Coding region: 337-4131 (1264 amino acids)
Biological process (GO): cell-cell adhesion
Molecular function (GO): protein binding
Source: RefSeq, a predicted model, not a curated record